Molecule: messenger RNA, 1192 nt
Organism: [Torrubiella] hemipterigena
Lineage: Eukaryota; Fungi; Ascomycota; Sordariomycetes; Hypocreales; Clavicipitaceae
Source: the annotation of a GenBank genome assembly
ACUGCCAAAGUACUUAUUUUUCCCACUUCCUUCUCCUUUGAAAAAAAUAAAAAGAUCCCAAUCCUCUUCUUCUUCGUCUACCUUUACAAACUACUCUUCUGUCUUCUACCACGACUGCCUUUGUCUAGCUGUGCUACACCACACCACCCUCCGUCAACUACUUGUAGCUCUAUGCCGCCUACGCAAGCGACACCCGCUACCACCACAUCUUCUUCACCAACGCACACCACCGCCAUGGCCGCCAACAUGGAUCUCGAGAGACAACCUCGCAGCCUGCACCGCUCUACUGACUCGGAAACCGUCACCAGAGGCCGCAAGCGUGACAGAUCUCCCACUAGACCUGAGAUCCGCUCUCUCCGAGGUGACGUCGAGUCUAGCACGCUCCGUGGCAGAUCCAGAGGCCGCUCCAGGUCACGCCCUGCCUUUAGAGACGCUUCUUCGUCUGUUCGAUCACCCUCGCGAAAGAGAAUUGAGCACAAUCGCCCUCGGGAUGCCCGCCGCGAGCACUGCCCAUCCCGUACCCGCUCUCCUUCUCGUCAUCGUGCCCUCCGACGCCGCCAGAGAACACGCAGCAGAACGCGAGCUUCCUUUGCUGAAUCGGACAUGAGAGUGCCCUCCAUUCAAGUCAUUGAGGUUUAAGCCGGCAAUGUCCGGCCUUGCACCGAUUGUUGGGUCAUCAGACGCUGUCUACUGCCGAACAAACAAUAACUUUGUUGUACAAUACGUGUACACCACACCACACAAAAAAGUCGAUUACCAAAAUACCCGAUGCUAUCUUCCAGCUGAAGAAUAGCGGCAGAUUCAUACAUCUGCUCCGAUCACAAUACCCGAUUCGCUCCUCGAUACGAGGACAGACGUCAUGUUUUUUUUCUAUUUUCCGCCUGGUGACGGCCUAGUGCCGAUGCAUCCCAAGUCAGCGCCACAGUUUUACUCUCUGGAGAGAGUGUUUGCCUUCCCUACCAUUUCUUUUCUAAUCAUUUUCUUCCUUUCUUAUCCUGUUUUAUUUUGCCUGAACUUUUAUCGACACGCAGGCCCGUAUGUUAAUGGACUUUACACUUUUACCGGCCGUCCAAUGAGACUGGCCCACGCUACCGGGGGAGCAUUAUCAGAUUGCAUGGACGAUCAGAUAGCAUGAUUAGGCUGUAAAUAUGAAUUAUUAAAUAUUUCUAUUUUAAAAUCUAGUGAACGCUUC